Molecule: messenger RNA, 2263 nt
Organism: Astyanax mexicanus (Mexican tetra)
Lineage: Eukaryota; Metazoa; Chordata; Actinopteri; Characiformes; Acestrorhamphidae
Gene: sgms2a
Product: sphingomyelin synthase 2a
Exons: 6
Coding region: 664-1719 (351 amino acids)
Biological process (GO): sphingomyelin biosynthetic process; ceramide biosynthetic process
Cellular component (GO): Golgi membrane; endoplasmic reticulum membrane
Molecular function (GO): sphingomyelin synthase activity; ceramide cholinephosphotransferase activity
Source: RefSeq, a predicted model, not a curated record
UGUGGCUUGAUCUUUUUUUUUUAUCCUCUCGUUUGAUGUUGUAUGUAAGGAGGAAGAAAUGGCUGUACAGCCUGUAGCAGUGUGUCAUUAGCAGCGUGUGUUAAUGUGUGGGUCGUGGCCGUUCUCUGAGAGUAAAACACAGGCCUGGGCUGGAGGCAGAGGGGUGGCUGUGCUGGAAAUAGCAGGCGGGCAGGCAGGGCAGAGCGAGCGGAGCCAGCCAACCCAUCCAUUACUGUGUCUGCAGCAUGUGGAAGACAUUUUCCCCUGCCAGCUUUCCACCACACGCAUCUCCAUCACAGCAGAGCAGAGGGGAGGCUGGGAAAGAGCCCUGCUCUGAGUUUAGAGGCAGGAGGACAGCAGAGGAACAGCCUGGGGAAGGAAGGGUAGGGGUUUACAGGGAUGUACACUGUGCUGCUGCUGAUGAUGUUUCUGCAAGAGCUGCUGGCUGACCAGUACUGACCGCUGACUUUUGGCCUGAAGAGCUCCAGAACAGCUGAAUGAGACUCCGGCUACAGCGUCACACCUGAGAUCCAGAAGGACGAAGCCAUUUAUUUCCAGCAGUGACUGAUGCAGGCCUGGAACACGGAUCGAAGUGUGUUUAUGUGUGUUUAUGUGUGUGUGUGUGAAGCUCCGUAGUGAUUAGUGGGUAAGGCGUGGGCAUUCAUGGCAACCGUGGAUCACCAGUGCGAGCGACACCCCACAGACGGCCAUGCCCACAGCGGGGUCAGCCCUGGGGGUCGAGUAUGUCCCGUCCACAGUCCUAAAGCGGAGGAGUCCAAGCGGGCCCACAAGGGCCUAGGCCGACACAGAGACUACAUCAAGAUCUCUGUGCCCGAGGGAAAAACCAUCCGGCUGCCCAUGGAGUGGUGGAAGACCUUCCUCGCCUUCUUCUACGCUGCCUUCAACCUGGUGCUGACCACAGUGAUGAUCACAGUGGUGCACGAAAGAGUCCCAGCCAAAGAAACCAGCCCACCACUGCCAGACAAGUUCUUCGACUACAUAGACCGCGUAAAGUGGGCGUUCACUGUGACCGAAGUCAACGGAAUGGUGCUGGUGGGGAUCUGGUGCACACAGAUGGUCUUCCAUAGAUACAGGUCCAUUGUGGGCAGAAGGUUCUUCUUCCUCAUGGGCACGCUCUACAUGUAUCGCUGCGUCACCAUGUACAUCACCACACUGCCAGUGCCUGGCAUGCACAUGACGUGUGCCCCAAAGCUUUAUGGCGACUCUCAGGCUAAGUUACAGCGCGUGCUGCAGUUGAUCUCUGGAGCUGGACUCUCCAUCACUGGCUCACAUAUGAUGUGUGGGGAUUUUCUCUACAGUGGUCAUACAGUCAUGCUGACACUCACAUAUCUCUUCAUUAAAGAGUACUCUCCACGCUCCUUCUGGUGGUACCACCUGCUCUGCUGGCUCAUGGCUGCUACAGGGGUUGUGUGUAUCCUGGUGGCUCACGAGCACUACAGUGUGGACGUGGUGGUGGCCUACUUCAUCACCUCACGUCUCUUCUACUGGUAUCACACCAUGGCCAACGUGCAGGCUGUGAAGUGCUCGCCCAGCAGCUACCUCACCCACACCUGGUGGAACCCCAUCUUCAACUUCCUCGAGCGCAACGUCCAGAACCAAGUGCCUUGCUCUUUCUGCUGGCCCGUCACGUGGCCCCCGGCCUGCCUGAAGAACCCCUGCAAGAACUACUCCAUGGUGCAGAGCGUUCGAGAGGAGUGAUGUCAUCACUGAACCUCGCACUGCUUUUUAUCUGCCGUCCCAAUCAUGCUGUAUUUAUUUAUGGCUGCCUAUCGAACAUUGUGCAUAAAUUAUACCAAAGACUGUGGAAGAGCGUGCGAGAAAAUCACUGGCUCAGGUUUAAGCAGAAUGAAGAUUAUUCUUUAAUACUUUAGAAGGUGACCAGUUACUGUUCAAAUUUCAUUUUUCUAAAUAAAAAUCCAAGAAAUAAUAUGAAUAAUUUUGUUAAGUAUGUAUGGUCCAACAACAACAAAAAUCGGUAUUUAUGCAUUUCAAUCUCUUUAAAAUGUUUAUUUUCUUUUUAUGUUAUCUUUUUCUUAUUGCUAUUAUAAACAUGAAUAUAUAAAUACAAAAAUACAAAAAAAAAAAAAAACUGUUUUAUACUUUCCCAACUGUGCCUUUCUUUUGCAUGCAAAGUUUCUUGAUUUUAUAUUAUUUGCUGUCAACUUCUGUUUUCUUUUUUCUUUUUUUGUUAUUUUGCAUACUUGUGUAACAUUAAACAUUUUGAAAAACAUUUGUACAAAAA